AUGGAGAGGCGCCGGCCGCAGUGCGCGUGCGUCCGGGCGUGCGUCGGCUCCCCGGGCGAAGAUGGCGGAGCGCGGGUACAGCUUUUCGCUGACCACCUUCAGCCCGUCUGGUAAACUUGUCCAAAUUGAAUAUGCUUUGGCUGCUGUAGCUGGAGGAGCCCCUUCAGUGGGAAUUAAAGCUGCAAAUGGUGUGGUAUUGGCAACUGAGAAGAAACAGAAGUCCAUUCUGUAUGAUGAGCGAAGUGUACACAAAGUGGAACCAAUCACCAAGCAUAUAGGUCUGGUGUAUAGUGGCAUGGGCCCAGAUUACAGAGUGCUUGUACACAGAGCUCGAAAACUAGCUCAGCAGUACUACCUUGUUUACCAAGAACCCAUUCCCACAGCUCAGCUGGUGCAGAGAGUAGCUUCUGUGAUGCAAGAGUACACCCAGUCAGGUGGUGUUCGUCCAUUUGGAGUUUCUUUACUUAUCUGUGGUUGGAAUGAGGGACGACCAUAUUUAUUUCAGUCAGAUCCAUCUGGAGCUUACUUUGCCUGGAAAGCCACAGCAAUGGGAAAGAACUAUGUGAAUGGGAAAACUUUCCUGGAAAAAAGAUAUAAUGAAGAUCUGGAGCUUGAAGAUGCCAUUCAUACAGCCAUCUUAACCCUAAAGGAAAGCUUUGAAGGGCAAAUGACAGAGGAUAACAUAGAAGUUGGAAUCUGCAAUGAGGCUGGAUUUCGGAGGCUUACUCCUACUGAAGUGAAGGAUUACUUGGCUGCCAUAGCGUAGUAAUCAAGUGACUGAAUGACUGAAAUUUCAGAUCGUCUAUCUACUUAAACAUGUUUAAAGUAUAGUUGUUUUGCAGACUUUUUGCAUACUUAUUUCUACAUGGUUUAAUCAACUGGUGUUUUUAAAAUGACACUUAUAAAUCAUAAUAAACUGUUAAAUCCAACUUUCAGC
This is a messenger RNA of Cynocephalus volans (Philippine flying lemur), 937 nucleotides long. It is a transcript of the gene PSMA2, whose product is annotated as proteasome 20S subunit alpha 2. NCBI's taxonomy places the organism in Eukaryota, Metazoa, Chordata, Mammalia, Dermoptera, Cynocephalidae. The coding region runs from base 62 to 766 and encodes 234 amino acids. The record is from RefSeq and is a predicted model, not a curated record. The transcript has 8 exons. Gene Ontology annotation, cellular component: proteasome core complex; proteasome core complex, alpha-subunit complex. Gene Ontology annotation, biological process: ubiquitin-dependent protein catabolic process; proteasomal protein catabolic process.